Messenger RNA from Urocitellus parryii (Arctic ground squirrel), 1552 nucleotides. It is a transcript of the gene Fuz, whose product is annotated as fuzzy planar cell polarity protein. The record is from RefSeq and is a predicted model, not a curated record. NCBI's taxonomy places the organism in Eukaryota, Metazoa, Chordata, Mammalia, Rodentia, Sciuridae. Gene Ontology annotation, biological process: vesicle-mediated transport; non-motile cilium assembly.
AGGAGCUGAGUUGGAUGGAAGGCGGGAAUUCAGUCGUCUACUCAUUAGCUUCCCAUCUCGCCCUCUGGCGGCUCCGGACGGCAGGCCGACUUAGUGUGAUUACCACCAAGCUCCCAGACCAGCACUGGGGGCCCCAGGGGGUGAUCGCGCGCCACGCCGCCGGGGGGUGGGUCCAAAUGGGAGAGGAGGGGACCGGCGGCUCCGUGCAUCUGCUGUGCCUCGCGGCCUCCAGCGGGGUCCCCCUGUUCUGCAGGAGCAGCCGCGGCGGCGCCCCCUCCCGUCAGCAGCUCCCGUUCUCUGUCAUUGGCUCCCUCAAUGGAGUUCAUAUGUUCGGGCAGAAUUUGGAGGUACAGCUGAGCUCUGCAAGGACCAAGGACACAACCGUGGUGUGGAAAAGCUUCCAUGACAGCAUCACCCUCAUUGUUCUGUCAUCUGAGGAGGGCACCUCGGAGCUGAAGCUGGAGAGACUACUCCAGAUGGUAUUCGGGGCCAUGGUUCUUUUUGUGGGACUUGAAGAACUGACCAACAUCCGCAACGUAGAGAGGCUGAAGAAGGAGUUGAGGGCCAGUUAUCACCUCAUCGACAGCUUCUUGGGGGACUCAGAACUCAUCGGAGACCUGACCCAGUGUGUAGACUGCGUGAUUCCUCCAGAGGGGCCUAUCCUGCAGGAAGCUCUCUCUGGGUUCGCUGAAGCCAUGGGAAUAGGCUUUGUCAGUCUGAUGGUGUCAGGCCGGGUGGUGUCAGCGACAGAGGGAUGGUGGCGGCUGGGGACACCGGAGGCCGUGCUGCUCCCCUGGUUGGUGGGAUCCCUGCCACCACAGGCCGCUCGGGACUACCCAGUGUACCUGCCCCACGGGAGUCCCACGGUCCCGCAUCGGCUCCUGACCCUCACGUUGCUACCGGGUUUGGAGCUGUGUCUGCUCUGCGGUCCGCGCCCGCCCCUCAGCCAGUUGGAUCCUCAGCUUCUGGAGCGCUGGUGGCAGCCAGUGUUGGACCCGCUGCGGGCCUGCCUGCCGCUGGGCCCCCGAGGGCUGCCCGACGGCUUCCCCCUGCACAAGGACAUCCUCGGACUGCUGCUCCUCCACCUGGAACUGAAACGUUGCCUCUUUACCGUGGAGCCUUUGCGGGAUAAAGGACCUUCUCCAGAACAGCGCAGGCGCCUCCUCCGCCAUUUCUACGCCUUAGUCACGAGCACACACUUCCCGCCAGAGCCACUGGACAAGGUGGAGGAUGAUGUCAGCCGGGCCCAGCUGCCUCGAGCCUGCUACCUUGUGUUGGGUCCCGAGGAGCCAGGCACGGGCUUGCGACUGAUAGCUCUGCAGCUGGGGCUGCGGCUGCUGCUGCUGCUGCUGGCUCCUCAGAGCCCCACCCAUGGGCUGCGAAGCCUGGCCACCCACACACUGCACACCCUCAGCCCGCUCCUUUGAACCACCCAGGACGGACAGCCAGCAAAGACGGACAGCCAGCAAAGACGCAGGGCUGGAACUGAUCCCCGUACAGGUGGCAGAACAGGCUCAAGGAAGUCAAGCAGUCACUUUGCGGCAAACGCGUG